Molecule: messenger RNA, 3795 nt
Organism: Stegodyphus dumicola
Lineage: Eukaryota; Metazoa; Arthropoda; Arachnida; Araneae; Eresidae
Cellular component (GO): extracellular region
Molecular function (GO): chitin binding
Source: RefSeq, a predicted model, not a curated record
AUGCUAGCCAGUUCGACGUCCGACACACUCAACACCCCGUUACUCCGACUCAGCGCUCCCGAUCCGUCACAUAAAUAUAGAGGAAUAGUUAAUUCUCGGUCACUCAGCAGACGACCACUCACUGAUCGCUCCGUUUUGCGCUUUCUCAUCCAUCACCUGGAAUGAUGGUUUUCUCCAAAGUGUGAGACCGUUUUCCUCACCGAGAAACUCGAAUAAUUUGGUGUGUUCUGGAUUACACGAAAAAAGAAAAAAAAAAAGAUCGCAACACUUUUUAUGGAUAUUGAGAAAAUUUUUCAAAGGGAGCAAAACUUGAGAACCUAUAAUGACAGAGAAAUUCCAGAUCAGAUGAUUGUGAGAAAUGAUGACGAGUCACAACGUUACGCUGACGCUGUGGAUUCUAGUCACCGCCGUCCUUCUUCAGAAUGUUAUGGCAGGACCUUCUGCUUUGCGAAACAAGACAAACUCUACCUCGAUUGAGAGCAAAAGCCUCACGCCACAGGCCAGCAUUGGAAUACCCCGCCGUUUGCCCUCCCCGUGGGCAGGAAAAUUAUCUAACCUCAGAGGAAGGCCAAGGCAACGAACCUCAACAACGACUUCCUCAACCACUUCCACCACCACCACCACAACGACAUCUGCUCCCAACAGAGAAACAGAGCCCACUGUCAAUAUCACAAACCAAGACUCUACAUUCAGGAGGCGCAUGGACACUUUCGACAGCGCUGCAUCGGAAAAUCCUUUAUCCGUAGUAUGGCCCUUGAGAGCUCGACCAGCAGCGUCGAAAAGGUUCCGAAUUCCAACACCUACGACACCUGCUCCACAAGUGCUUCUAAAACUACUACAACCGAAGCCCACGAGACCUGCCAUCUACAGUUUGGAUGGUUUUGUCCCUAAGCCUUCCAUACAGAGAAUCGUCUCCACAGAGGCACCUCUUCAUUUCAAGAAGACAGAUCUUCAGUUGCUGUCCAGUGUGCCUCGAAGGCGAAAAGCUAACCGGUACAGCAAGGAAGAUGAUGACGACGACGACUACCAGUACGUUACCCGUGGAAGGCGCAGGAAGAAGCCCGUGAGUCGGUAUACCGCUUUUGCCCGAAAAGGAGUACCAGGGGAGGAUUACCCCGUUUACACAUACAUACCGCAAACAGAUUUCGAUUGCGGAGCACAACCGGGACCUGGCCUCUAUGCAGACCCCUUCACUGAUUGCCAGGUAUGGCACAUGUGUCCGGGAGGCAAUCUCUCUCCACGUCACAGUUUCCUCUGCCCUAAUGGUACCAUCUUCAACCAGAAGAAGAGAAUCUGCGAUUGGUGGUACAAUGUGGACUGUCGAAAGCAUUCGAGGAAAAUCAGGUCCUACUCUGUCGAAUUCCCUGAAGACGAAAUAGUAGAGGAGCUGGAAUAAAGUCUUGAAACAUGCAUCAAUGAUUUUACCAGAGCCAAGCUGCUCCACUAUGGACUUUCAUUCUUCCACCAGGCGCAAAAGGACUCGUCUUAUACUAAACAAACAAACACGUUGGUAAAUGGUGCAUCAGUAAUGUACUGCUAUUAAUCGCUCUUAAGAGAGGUGUGGGUAUGAUUAGAGAACAGGCAGCAUUCAGAACAUGUGCAUGAGGAUAUUAUCGGGAUUGUGUUUCAUUUUAUCGUCAUGGGCGAGCUUGUUUCCAGUUCAAACAACUUAUUUUGUCAGUAUGCUCUCACAAAAGUUACAUGCUUUUGAAAUUGAAUAUUACACUUCAAUAUGUACUCAUGUUUAACUAAGAUGUAAUUAUUUAGUAAAAAAGUCCAGCAUUGAAAUUUAGAUAUAAAAGGAGGCUGAAAACAUGCCUCCUUUUAUAAAAACAUGGCCUGCAAAGAAAAUCAUGAAUUUAAUGAGACCAACCUUACUGAGAGGUGGCGCCAUCUAGUACGUUGGAGGAGAGGAAAUCAAUUUGUUGACUGUCAGUCGGUUAAAUGUUUCUAAGAUACCCUUUUAGCCUCAUUACUUUUAAUUUGCAUACCAAAGUAAACAAACUGGAGUCAUCAAAAAUGUAAUUUUAAUAUUGCGUAAAAAACUGAUUUUUAUAUGAAAUAAUUCCCGUAUCGGCCGAAAUAUAAGACAAUCUCUUAAAUUUUGGUGUUUUUUUAAAGAGUAUGUGCAUGAGUUUAAUAUGCUUAAAAUAUCUUCUACAAGAAAAAUAAUUAAAUAGCCCAGAUAAAGAAACUAAGUAAAUUUACUGAAGUUUCAGACGAUUUGGGUCUCCUGUGGAGGUAGUUGUCUUAGACAUGACAAAAGAAACCUAAGAUUUAUUGCAGCUUUCUACAAUGCGAUAAAGCAAAAUAUGGUACUUUCUGAUUAUCCGUAAUUUCUAUUGCGACAGAAAUACUGUCUUUUUGGUACAUUUUAGACCCAAUAAUAAACUACCUAUGCACUUCGGUGCUUCUAUUUAUUAUUAUUUAUGAACAGAACGGUACCUACGAGCUGUAAAUGUAUCCAAAUAAGUAUUUUUCUCCUAUUCUGAGAUACUUUUCAUGCGAGUGCGGGCAAUCAGAAAGUAAACGAGAGAUCAAUGCAAAGAGUAUCUUCGAAAUAGCUAAUUUGUUACACAUUACCAAAUGAAAAAAAUAGGAUAGGAAUAUGACACAAUAGUACAAGAAUAUGAUGAACGACUUGAAGAUUGCAAGACAUGUUAUACCAGGCUGUAAAAAAUAUAUAAUUUAACUUUACUUUCGAUUUGAAAAUAUUUGCUUUUAGAACUUAGAAUUUGAAACUCAACUCUUCGUAGAUUUAUUGAGUGCAUGAAAUAUUUUGAUUAAAUUUUUGGUUGUCAUAUUGAUGGAAUUUGCCAUAUUAGGUUUUAGAGAAUAAUAUUAUGCUUAGGAUAUUCAUUUAUAUUCUCAUAACACGUUCGGAGCUGGUCCCCAGAGGUUUCGUUUUAAUGUAAAGGGUUAAAUUAUAAUUUCUUUCCAAAUGCUAGGCCAACUUAAUUUAUAGAAGUUGAUGAAAGUUUUUAGUUGAUGAAAGCCUUCCUCAGAUGAGCACUUUAAGUUAAAUUUUAUCUUCUUAUAUCCAAGCGAAUACGGUUACACUUCGCGCCUUGUUUUUUAACCUGCAGCCGAACCUCGGUUAACGGACACUCCAUUAACAGACAGGCCUAAAUCAAGAAGCCAUUCCAUUAACAAUCCAUUAACAGACAGUCCUAACUCAGACAGAUAUUCCAUUAACAAUCCAUUAACAGACAGUUCACUAACUGACAAUUCAUUAACAGACAGUCCUAAAUCAGACAGACAUUCCAUUAACAGACAGUUCACUAAUAGACAAUCUAUUAACAGAUAGUCCUAAAUCAGAUAGACAAUCCAUUAACAAUUCAUUAGCAGACAGUUCACUAACAGACAAUCCAUUAACAGACAGUCCUAAAUCAGACGGACAGUUCAUUAACUGGCAAUCCAUUAACAGACAGUCCUCAAUCAGACAGACAUUCCAUUCACAGACAGUUCACUAAAUGAAAAUCCAUUAAUGGACAGUCCUGCUUGACAUAACGCUUAAUUAAUAUAUUUCUCUACCUAUUUACUAGCCCAAAGUUCCAAUUCACAAUUCUUUUAAUUUAUGACAGAAUAUCCGUUUUUAAGCUCGGGAAUGCAUGGCUUUCAACAAAACUCCACCAGAACUAUUACUGUACAACGAACAACACUGUUCAUUGUGGAUAUUGUUUUCCUCAACUUAAUUUAUAGAAGUUGAUGAAAGUUUUUAGCACAACUGUAAAUACACUUUGUUUGUUAUAAUCUUUAUUAAUGUUUUUGAAUAAAAUAUUUUAUUGAUGCCUA